Molecule: messenger RNA, 1737 nt
Organism: Molossus molossus (Pallas's mastiff bat)
Lineage: Eukaryota; Metazoa; Chordata; Mammalia; Chiroptera; Molossidae
Gene: CDC123
Product: cell division cycle 123
Exons: 11
Coding region: 127-939 (270 amino acids)
Cellular component (GO): cytoplasm
Source: RefSeq, a predicted model, not a curated record
GGAAGAUCCUCCAACAUGUUCUCAGCCAGACAGUGAUGAUGAGGCAGAAGAAAUACAGAUUGGAGCACUGCUUUCUGAAGCCCAAUACACAAUCUGCAGUUAAUUUUUGUUUCUGUCCUCUUCUCCAUGCAGUGGUCAGAUGAUGAAGACACGGCCACCCUGACGGCACCGGAAUUUCCUGAGUUCACCAGUACAGUCCAAGAAGCUAUCAAUUCCCUAGGGGGCAGUGUAUUUCCUAAGCUUAACUGGAGUGCCCCAAGGGAUGCAUACUGGAUAGCAAUGAAUAGUUCUCUGAAAUGUAAAACCCUCAGCGACAUCUUUCUACUGUUCAAGAGUUCUGAUUUCAUCACUCGUGACUUCACUCAGCCAUUUAUCCAUUGUACUGAUGAUUCCCCAGAUCCUUGUAUGGAAUAUGAGCUUGUUCUUCGAAAAUGGUGUGAAUUAAUUCCUGGGGCUGAGUUCCGAUGUUUUGUCAAGGAAAACAAGCUUAUUGCUAUUUCUCAGAGGGACUACACACAAUACUAUGAUCAUAUUUCUAAGCAAAAGGAGGAGAUUUGCAGAUGCAUACAGGACUUCUUCACAAAACACAUACAGUACAAAUUCUUAGAUGAAGACUUUGUAUUCGAUAUAUAUAGAGAUAGUAGGGGGAAGGUGUGGCUAAUUGAUUUUAAUCCAUUUGGCGAGGUAACAGAUUCACUGCUGUUUACUUGGGAAGAACUGAUAUCUGAACGAAACUUAAAUGGUGAUUUUAGUGAAGGAGAUGCUCUGGAGCAGGAUUCUCCAGCUUUCCGUUGUACAAACAGUGAAGUUACAGUCCAGCCCAGUCCCUAUCUGAGUUACCGACUGCCCAAGGACUUUGUAGACCUCUCUACUGGGGAAGAUGCUCACAAACUCAUCGAUUUCCUCAAACUGAAAAGAAAUCAGCAAGAAGAUGACUGAAUGGAGUGCUGGAGUUCAAGAGCAAGUCAAGGAGGAAACCACCCUCCUUCAGGGGCUGCUUGUGGUUCCCGACUCGACUUCCUGUCGACCCAGUCGGAUGGGGUGGGGUGGGCAAUGUGGAAAUCAAUCGCUUUUUUAAUAUUCAUGUAUAUUAAGCUGGGAGAAAACAGGGACUUUGCUACUUGUAAAAAUAACAUAAUAAAUAGAACUUAAACAUAGGAAACCAUAUCGUUCGGAUGAUAGAAUACUUUCUAUGAAAUACCUUUCUCUUUGGCCCAGUCUGUUUACAUGUAUCUGUGUUUCUUGUGCUAUUUUUAUAUCUAUCAGGUAGGUGGGCAAAUUUAUAUUUGUUAUACAGAGUGGACUCUUUCCUAGUCAUUCCUUUUCCAUUGAAAAAAUAGAACCUCAUAUUACUAUAGAAAAUAUUUUUUUCUGCGUGGAGGAUUUUCAUAUAAUCUUUAUGUUUGUUUAACUUCAGUUUGGGUACAGAUAAAGGAAUGCAGACUUCUCAAACUGAAAUAACCUUGAAAUUUUCAAUAUAUUACAACUAUCUUAAUAUAUCUUAUAUUAGUAUAACGAUCACAGAUUUAAUUAGAAUUUGACUUUCAAAAAUACUGGAAUCAUUGGGAGGUAGAUUCACUGUUUAGGCCACCAUUUUAGUGAUUAUUUUUCAGUGGCCUAAUUGGUGACAUUAAUCAUGGUGAUAGCUUAUUGACUCAGCACUGACUCCCUGCAAGACAUUCUGCUAAGUGCUCUCGACUUGUUUGUUUUUUAUCUUUACUGUUGAAGGUAUUACAG